This is a messenger RNA of Diversispora eburnea, 1365 nucleotides long. NCBI's taxonomy places the organism in Eukaryota, Fungi, Glomeromycota, Glomeromycetes, Diversisporales, Diversisporaceae. The record is from the annotation of a GenBank genome assembly.
AUGUUAAACGAAGAUCAUCAAAAAGUAUUUAAUGCAUAUGUUUAUGACUUUUUAAAACGUAGUGGAGCAACUGAAGCAGCUCGUGCUUAUUUACAAACAGUAGAUAUUCAAAAUGGUUUUUUAUAUGAAUGGUGGUUGGUAUUUUGGGAAGUUUAUUGCGCGAAUGGAAAUUCAAGUAUGCCAGGUUCGGAAACUGCACAACGAUAUCUUGAACAGAUUCGUAAUAGAAAUAACAAUAAUCGAUUACGAAUGAUUCCAGAUCAAUUACAUCAAAUUCCAAUGGGUUACGCACAAAUGAUGGCAAUUCAAGUUUCGCAAACCCAAGCUACAAUACAAGUUCAUAAUCCUCAACAACUUUCCUCCAGUCAAGCUGCACAGAAUACUAACGUGUCAUCGUCACCCAAUAAACGACAAAGAAUGAUGCCCCCUGAUUCGUCUGGAAAUUAUUUGUCUAAUGUACAAUUCAAUAAUUCUACACCAAGACCACAAAUGACCGUAAAUCCAAAUAUGACACAAAGCAAUCUGAUCUUGACUACCGUACGUUGGUUAAUUCAAAUUAUUCAUGACUUAUCUUCUAAUUCAAACCUGAUCAAUCGAAUUACUAAUACAAUUUAUGUAUCAUCUACUCAAGAUCAAAAACAACUUCAUACCGCUGCCGCCAUGAUUAAUGUGCCAAUUAUGCUAAAUAAUGUGCCUCAUGGAAUGUUGCGUCACCCAAAUCUUUAUAAUAGCGUUUUUCCAGCAAAUAUGAAUAUGUUGGCUCAAAAUAGAGUUGGAAGUAUAAGGCCUACCAACGAUGGACAUAAGAUGUUUUUCAACAACCGAUCUCAAAUGACGCCACAACAAUUAAUGGUGUAUCAACAAUCACUGCAACAACAACAAAUUCAACAACAACUUCAACAGCAACAACUUCAACAUCAUCAACAACAAAUUCAACAGCAACAAAUUCAACAAAUUCAACAACAACAACUUCAACAACAACAACAAGCAGCCCAAGCACAUCAAAAUGCACAUCAAGUUCAAACACCUCAAACACAACAAACACAGGUACAAGCUCAACAAACGCAAAUACAAGCACAACCUGUAGCUAAUAACGUUAAUAAUACUCCUCAACGUGAAUCAACAGAAGAUGGAAAUGAUAAUGAAAAAGGUGCAAAGAACAUUUCAAAGACUCCAACUCAACAACGAGCACAAACAAGCGGACAAUCCGCACUUGAUUUUGACGUGGAUGAGUGCCGCGAUUACGCCAAUAGCCUUGGAGAUGGAGUAGAUCCCUUUGGUUUUCUCCAUGAUGGAUUCGAGCAACAAUCACAAUCGGAUGAUGCGAACUUUAACGAUUAUUUUGAUUUCGGAGGGGAAAAUUAG